UAUACGGUGAUUUUGGUGUUUCUGUUAAAAAAAAAAAAAAAAUCGUUUUGUUUUACAUGAGCACUCAUAUAUCACCAGAACCUGACACCUGCCUACACCUGGUCAGCCCACCCCCCAAAAUACCAAUCUUAUCAGCGGCUCAUCUGAUCUGUUUGCGCAGCCGCACUGGCACCGGUCUGCACCAAACCCGAGGAGCUGCAGGGAAAACAGACAUGAAGAUGAGGAAAAAGUUCAGAGAGAAAAGAGUGGCAGCACAGACACGGACAUCAGCAAGAACAUAAAACACCCCUGGCCACAGCAGCUUUAACCACCUGCCUGAGAGUUCGAGCCGAUGUUUAAGGGACGGAUGUUUAAGGGACGGAUGUUUAAGGGAUGAAUGUUUAAGGGAUGGAUUCAACCUAUGGAUGGGAACGAAUGUGGCGUUCACUGGGUGUUGGACAUUAUAGUUCUUAAAAAAAAAAAAAAAAGCCAAAGCAAAUAAACGCAAAAAAACAAAGUCUGGCUCCGAACUAAACCUCAGUUGCCUAGAGUUUGCAACAAUUAGAUGAAAAAGCAAAGCAGUGGACAAGACAAAACAAUCGAAAUUAAGCAAACGGGAUUUCUGGGUGAACAUAAUAUUACUAUGCGAUCAGCUGAUCAUCUGGUUUAAGUAAUAAAAAGACAUUUAUUUCAAAGACUCAAACAGCACAGAGUUUACAUCUUGGACGCAGUAAGGCCACCAUAAUUGCUGAUACUGUUCUAUUGUUUUUAAUUACACUGCCGUAGUGUUUUCUACAUAUUUCCAUUGAAAGCAACACUACCAUUUGUUUACCAUCUCAACACUUACAGUAGUAGGGAGUUGGAUUUUUAUGGGAACCGUUUAAAAAUGUCGCAUUAGAGGAUUAAUUCGAUAGAUACCAUGUCAGAUACCAUGUUUUUUAUAUUACUUUUCUUUGGUGAGUGAUCCUACAGCUGCCGUACCUUAUUAUUACUUAAAAGUUCAAGGAAAGUCGGUAUGCUAAAGCUAGCUUAAAUAUGGGCCCUGUUCACCAAAGCGAAAAAAACAAACACAAACUGGACUUAUUGUUCCUCUUUUUUUCAGGGUAUGUCGCUGUCUUGUCGUUACCAGCUUUGUGCUGUCGACCGAAGGAAUAUUCCACGGCAGAAGGACAGUGCUGUCCAAUGUGCCACGAAGGUACAGUGGUCCGUAAAGACUGCACCUCACAGUCGGGCACACGGUGCAUCCCUUGUGACGAUGGGACUUUCAUGAACAAGCCCAACGGCCUCGCUUCAUGCUUCCACUGCAGUGCCUGUGACUCUGUUCGUGGUCUCCUUGUCCAACAAACAUGUACAUACACUACAGAUACAGUAUGUGGUGUUUUAGAUGGAUAUUUCUGCAAAAGUUUCACAGAAGACUCUGGAUGUGAUUCAGCACAGGAGCAUAAACCCUGUGCAGCUGGUCAGAGGAUUAAAGAACCAGGGACCAGCAGGACUGAUACAGUAUGUGAAGACUGCCCGCAGGGGUUUUUCUCAAAACAUGGCGUGAACUGCACACCUUGGACAGUCUGCACUGAAACCCAAGUGAAGACGAAAGAGGGAAGCUCAGCGGAGGAUGUUGUCUGUGCAGCCUCAUCAAGGAUACAUACUUUUUUAAUUAUACCUUGUGUAUUAUUGGGCCUAACAACUGUUGUAUUCAUUGUACUAGGAUGCAGACUAAAGACUAACAAACAAUGAGGUAUGCCAUUUUGUUUUAUCUUGUUUAAAUAUGCAGUUUGGGAGUUAACACAUUCACUCAUAACAUUGUUUUUUUCUAUUACAGUGGGCGACGUGCCAUCAUAUAAUGAAUGCUUGAAACACAGCACUAGUGGAGAAGAAAUAUUCAAGGGUUGACCAAAAUUACAAAAAAUAUUUUCUUCUUUCUAGGUGUAAAUGUGCACUAAGGGCUGGUUUCAAAAUGAGCUAAGCCCCAUAAACCUCUGAAUUCACAGCAAUAAUGCUACUAGCUUGGUGCCUUAGACCGUCGUGUUGCAGGACUUGAAACUUCUGUCUUGGUCAGUACUAUUUUACAACUGCAGCUGUUGGGACAUCACUAAAUUUCCAAUUGCAUUUUCUGAUAAUUUCCCUAACCUGGUUUGGAAAAAAUCAUUUAAAUAUUUAUUUUUGGUGUAAAACUUUUAGCCAGUUCUUGGGUUAUCUACCAUUUCCUGUCGCUGUAUUGAGUGAUUGUUCCACCGGUUUGUGUUUAUUUUAUUUAUUUAUUUAUUUGUCCUUUAUUUUGUCAAGAACAGUCCUUUGAAAGACAAGAACUCUGCGUCCAGGGAAUCUUGUUCAAAAUGGGUAUCUUCACAUGUACAAUCCACUACAUCAAUAACAGCUAGCAUAACAAAGAAAGAAUGGCAGAAAGUAAAUACAUGUAGUUCAAAAUGUGUUUAUGCUGACUGCAGUAUUGUGCGGGUCAUACACUAACUUCAAAAACAUACACACCGUCCUAGCUAUGCAGGUCAAAAGUCACUGAAGCAACCAGUAUGUCUGUUAUAUAUCUGCUAAUUCUGCAGGUACAAUUGGGUUGUGACACCGUAACUUCCUAAACUCAAAAAGGAAAAAAAAAACAUGAAAUGAAAGUUUAUAAGGCCCUGAAACAUUUUAAGUAAC
Sphaeramia orbicularis (orbiculate cardinalfish) is the source of this 2631-nucleotide messenger RNA. Its product is annotated as tumor necrosis factor receptor superfamily member 14-like. Gene Ontology annotation, molecular function: protein binding. Gene Ontology annotation, biological process: positive regulation of peptidyl-tyrosine phosphorylation; negative regulation of alpha-beta T cell proliferation; defense response to Gram-positive bacterium. The record is from RefSeq and is a predicted model, not a curated record. The transcript is spliced from 6 exons. NCBI's taxonomy places the organism in Eukaryota, Metazoa, Chordata, Actinopteri, Kurtiformes, Apogonidae. The coding region runs from base 1015 to 1713 and encodes 232 amino acids. Gene Ontology annotation, cellular component: external side of plasma membrane.